Podarcis muralis (Common wall lizard) is the source of this 9151-nucleotide messenger RNA. The record is from RefSeq and is a predicted model, not a curated record. Lineage: Eukaryota; Metazoa; Chordata; Lepidosauria; Squamata; Lacertidae.
GGGGCAGACUUGGGAUGUGCUCGGGAUGGAGAGCAGGUUCCUCUCGGGUGAGGUGCCCAGAGAGCCUGGCAUGAGCCUGACCCUCAGCCUUGGCUCUUGCAGCUCCUGGACACCUGGGAUGCCUUUGCGUACCAGCAGCGGGAGGUCUCGGACUUCAUUUUCUCACGGCGCCUCAGCAUCAUCGCGGAGCUCAGUAGCUCCCUCCGGAAAGCGACCCUGGAGCUGCAGGAGCUGCUGACUGUCGUGACAAUGGGGCAUUUCCAGGACCCCUCCCAGAACCCCCGGGCCAUGGAAGAGGAGCUGCGCACUCUCUGCCAGUCCUUCCAGGCCACGGUGUUGCGCAUCACUGAUCUCUGCCGUUCCCAGCGGAUCCUGACAGGGGAUUGCAUGGACGUCACAUUCAUCACUGGGAAGCAGGGGGUCAUCGAGAUCCACACUCGCAUCUGGCAGCUUUUCCGCAUCAUCACUGAGCAGAUCACUGAGUGGAAGUGUCUGGCAUUUGUCAAGUUCAACACCGGUUUGGCCAUGGAGAAGACCGAAGAGUGGCAAAAGGAGGUGAUCAGCCUGGAGCACUGCCUGCCCAGCCCAAACCAGGUGCUGCAAGCCUGCCUGCGUGCCAUUGCCAACUUGCAGAAGUACCUCCCUAUCCUCCUGAAACUGGGCAGCCACUUUCUCAAGCUCAGCUGCUGGAAGGAGAUAUUUGCUGUGAUGGGCGUCAAGUGCCCCCUCAACAUGCAGUUCACACUGGGGCAGCUCCUUUCCUACCCGCUCCUGGAGCACAGUGACUCCAUCUUCAGGGUCUAUGCUUUGGAGAAGAGCCGCCAUUACGCCAGGGACACCCUUUUCCGCCUGGAGAGAUCCUGGGCAGAGAAGCAGUUCCGCCUCGUCAAUUUCAUCCUCAACGUUCCCCACAAGGAGCCGCAGCCUGAGCGCUUUCGCCGGCCGGCUGCUGCACGGCACCGCCAGCCCAAGCUGGAAUACAUCUCUAAGGACAGUGGCACUUACGUUUUGUCAGAUACUGCAGAGCUGAAGGCAAUGGUGGAGCACAGCCUCUUGACUCUCCAGAACAUCAUCCUCUCCCCGUUCUCCUCCGACAUCCUGCUGGAGGCUGAGAGCUGGGCGUCCAUCCUGCGUUCCUUUGAAUCCCUCCUCGAGGCCUGGGUCAAUUUCCAGCGGAAAUGGGUCUUCUUGAACAUUGUUCUCUACGAGAUGGACAUCAGUCUCCCCAGCUCUGAGCUGGAGUCGCGGUUCCAGCGGGUGGACAGCCACUUCCGAGAGUUCAUACAGGUGACCUGCAAUGACCCGCUGGUGCUGUCCAGUGUGAGGCCCCCCUGUGGCUCCUGCCGCGAGAGCCGCUUUGUCGGGGGUGCCUUGCAAGAAGCCUUUGUGGACGGCUCCAGAGACCUGCAGGUCAUCAUCCGGGCCCUGGACUACGUGCUGGAGGGCACGCGCAUGGGCUUUCCCCGCCUCUUCUUCCUCAGCAACGAGGAGCUGAUCAGCCUGCUGGCCACAGCCUCUGAGCCAGCAGAGGCCUCAGUCUGGGCCCAGCGCUGUUUCCCCGGAGUGCGCCAGCUGGUGCUCAUCGUGCCCUCCGCUACCCACAACCGUGGCACCUUGUCAGCCGAGCUGCCGGUGGUGCAGGUGACGGGCCUGGUUGGGGACCAGGAGGAGGAGCUGGAGCUGUGCAGCAUAGUUUGCCUCAGCCGGAAGGCCACCCAGUGGCUCUGCGCCCUGGAGCAGCGCAUGAAAGAGACCGUCUUUCAGCAGAUGCAGCAGUGUGUGGCCCAGCGCCUGGCACUGCGGCCCCAGCUGGAUGUGGCCUUCAAGCAUUGCCCUGGCCCCACCGAACUGCCCCUCCACAUGGUGGUGGAGGGCUGGGCCACGCUGUGUCGCACCUUCCCCAACCAAUGUGUGGUGCUAGCUGAGGAGGCCGUGUGGCGCGCCACCCUGGAGGAGGCCCUCUCAAAUCAACGCUGCCAGCCAGAGCUGGAGCUCAAGCUAAACCUGAAGCUGGAAGCCCUGGCCCACUACAUCCGCAACUUCCGCAACCUGCGCCCCUCCCGGCCCGGCAGCGAGCAGCUGGGUCUGCUGCUGGAAGUGCUGAUCACCCUGACGGUGCAGCAGCGCGACACCCUUGCCUGGCUGCUCAAGUGCCAGGUGAGCUCCCCGCAAGCCUUUGAAUGGGCCCGGCUCCUCAAGUACCACGUGGCCCUGAGUCCCGAGUGCGCCCAGGCGGCGGGGCUCCCUGCUGGCAGCCCCUGGGUGGGCAGCCCCCCUGGCUGCUGGGCAGAAGCCCUGGACCGCCGCUUCCGCUAUGACUACGAGUACCUGGGGCCCUGCCUGCACCUCCUGGGGAGCCCCUCGCUGGACAAGACCUUCCUGGGGCUGCUCUUGGCGCUGGACGACUUCCGCUGUGGAGGCCUGCUGGGCCACCCGGACGUGGGCAAGUCUCACACGGUGCGGGGCCUGGCCGAGGCUCUGGGUCGCCAGCUGGUCACCCUGCACUGCACCCUGCAGAUGUCGGUGGGCUGCCUCUCACGCUACCUUUGCGGGGCGGUGCAUGCUGGCGCACUGCUGCUGCUGGAGGCGGCAGAGCAGUUGGAGGCAGCGGUGCUCUCGGCCUUCAGCCAGCGUUUGGUUGACCUGCAGCGGAUGUGCCAGAGCCUGAAAGGGGGCCGUGGAGCCACUGCAGGGGUGUCCUCGGGUGGCGGCUCCCCCCAUUCCAGCCAGAGCUCCGAGAGCUCUGGGAGCUCUGAGGGUGAGUUGCAGCCUGCCAUCCCAGUGCUGGAGCUGGGCACCGAUGAGGCCGAGCCCUACCAGCCCCGUGUCCUGGGCAACAUCCUCUUUGGGGGGCGGCUGCUGCGGGUGCGGGAGACCUAUGGCUGCGUCAUCACCCUGGAGCGCCUCCCAGAGGCCCUGUGCCUGGCCCUGCGCCCCCUGGCCAUGCUGCCCCCUGACCUCACCCAGCUAGCAGAGGUCACCCUGCUGGCCGCUGGCUUCCGGGAGGCUACCCGUCUUGCAGAGAAGCUGAACCACUUUCUGCGCCUGGAGGGGGAGCUGAACCCGAAACCGCACCUGGGCCGCUGCAGCCUCGUCCGGGAGGUGGUCAGGGUGGCGGUCAGCAUCCUGUUCAGCCCUCCAGCCAGGCAGGGCUCCCUGAUGCUCAGGUCCCGGCCCCCAGGCAGGGCCGCAUUCUUCCAGGGCCUGGAGGAGCAGCCGGCCAUGGUCAAAGCGCUGUGCCUCUCCUCGCUGCUCAGCGGCCCUGAGUGCCCACGACUCCAGAACACACGGGACUUGCUGCGCGAGGUCUUUCCGGGAGCCCCCCUGCAGGCUUUUGAGUCGCAGGUGCCCUACCGCCUCCAGAGUGCCUUGGUUGCCCAGCUGCACGAGGACAAGCUGCAGCCCGAGCAGGAGCUCCUGAGCAUAGCUGGCCAGCUCUUCCAGGCCCUGCUGGGGGCCCCAGGCGUCCUUCUGCUGGGGCCUGCGGGGGGCGGCAAGACCACCAUGUGGCGCACCCUGGCCAAGGCCCUGAGCCGGCUGGCAGCCAGCGAUGCUGCUCCAGGGGCCCACAUGGCUGAGGUCAGCCCCAGCAGCCUCUUCCAGCCCACCAGCACCGUCUGCCUGUGGCCGAACUGCCUGAGUGUAGCUGAGUUUGUGGGGAGCCUGGAGGGCAGCAUAUGGCAGGAUGGGGUCCUCUCCCGGGUUCUGCAGAGAGCGGCCACCUCCACCCUGGCACGCAGGACGGGCGAGGGGAGCUCCCAGGAGUGGCUGGUGCUGGAUGGGGCAGCCUGCGCAGAGUGGCUGGAGCCCAUCUCCUCCCUCUUCAGUGCCAGACCUUCCCUCAGUCUGCCGAAUGGGCAGAAGCUGCAGAUCCCCAAGAAUGUCAAGUUCCUCUUUGAAAUGCCCAGCGCCUCCAACGUGGCCCCCUCCGUCUGCACCCACUACUCCUUGCUGUACUGCGGGGGGGCCAGCCUGUGGCGGGGGCUGCUGGCCUCGGGCCUGGCCCCUGUGUACCGCAUGUACAGCCUGACCCAGGAGAGCCUGGCGAUGCUGCGCAGCCUGGCCGAGGAGCUCUUCCCCGCGACGCUGGCCUUCCUGCAGGAGCACUGCUGCUCGGUGCUGCUCCCCCACACCCACCCCCAGGACCCCGUGGCCCAGGGCGUCCAGGAGACAACCACCUUCCUGAGGCUCCUCCUUGCCCUGCUGGAGCAACACCUGCGCCGGGACCGGGUCAAGCACCUGCCUCCUCCUCCUGCUGCUGCUGCUGCUGCUGCUGCUGCUGCCACUCAGGAGUCAACAGACGCCAAGGGCACCGUCUUGGACAGCCGCACUGCCUCCUUGUCCCGUAGUCUAGACGACACCGUCCCUGCGCACCACCACCUGCUGGUGCAGAGCAUCUUUGUUUUUGCCUACAUCUGGGGCUUCGGAGGCCACCUACACCCCAGGCACUGGCCUCUCUUUGAGCAGUUUGCCCGCCAGGCCCUGCACAGGAGCCAGUUCUCCAUCAAGCUCCCCACUGGGCCUUCCGCCUUCGACCUCUGUCCCCUGGCAGCGGAUGGCACCCUGGAAUCCUUUAACGGGUCCUAUCUAGCCAACCGUGUCAAGGUCCUCCCAGUCACCUUCUCUGUCCUGCAGCCCCAGGUAGGGCCAGCCCCUUGGGGGGGGGAUCUCUGGCUGGGGAGCCCAUGUGUGUUCUGCCAUUCCUUCCUCCCUCCUCAGCACGAGCGGGCGCUCUUCGUGGUGGACCUGCUCCUGAGCAGCGAGCGUCCAGUCCUGCUGGUUGGGGAGCCGGGCUGCGGGAAGUCCUCCUUUGCAGAUAUGCUGGUGCAACCGAACCACAGCUACCACCGGGUCUGCCUCACCCCUGCACUUAGACCCGCCCACCUGCGCCACCUGCUGCACAAGCGCUUCCUCAGCCUGGCGCGAGACAAGGGCAAGCCCGGGCGGGGGGCAGCUGCCAAGGGACGCUGCCUCUUCCUGGUGGAGGACCUGCACUUGGCCUUUGUGGAUUCAGCCCGGGGAUCGAGCCCUGUGCUGGAGUCCCUGCGCCAGGCUCUGAGCUACCAGCAGUUCUACCACGGAGAGACCCUGGAGGUGCAGCACUGCCCGGCCACCGGCUUCAACUGCUUUGGCACACUCUCCGUGCCCAUGACAGGCGCCCUGCCCCUCUGCCCUCGCUUUGGCAGGCUCUUCAGCACUGUGGUGUUGCCGCUCGUGACCAGAGACUCCCUGAUGGGCCUGUUUGUGGAGCCUGUUCUGUGCUGGCUGGAGAAGUUCCCCCUGCUGACCCGGCAAAAUGACUUGGCCUUGGCACUGGUCAGGGCCACCAUCAAUGCCUAUGAGAUGGCCAAGAGCUUGUUCCCGCCCUCUCCCGCCUGCUGCCUCUUCCACUUCUCGCUGCACGACAUCCAGAAGGUGUUCAAGGGGCUGUUCCUGCUGCGGCCCCGCCCAGGCAUCCACCUCAGCAGUCCCCUGGAGGAACAGAACUUCAAGCUGGCGUCCAGCCGGCGCACCUCUGGGGUGACCAAGAUGACCAUGGGGGCGGGCUAUACUGCCCUCCUCAGCACCCGACUGGUCGUCCGCCUCUGGAUACACGAGUGUCUGUGUGUCUUCUGUGACCCACUGCAGAGGGAGCAGCAGCGGGAGCUCUGCGAGCAGAUGCUGAUGGACGUCGCCAUAACUGCCUUCUGUGCCAAGCGCAAUGUCAUACGGGUUGCACAGAGGACCUGGUCCUCCAGCCCCCCCAGGGACCAGGACCACCACCCGCCCAGCAGAGCUGGCAUCACCUUCCAGCUGCCCAGCAAGAGCUUCAGCCUUGAUGCAGAAUGGGCAGCGGAGGAGGAGCCAGAAGAAGAGAAGCCCCUCUUCCCUUGGAGUGGUGAGGUGGGCUGCCCUGACCCCUGGGACCCAGUGGAGCAGGCAGCAGCGCUGGCCUUGGACCGCCCAGACCCUGGAGAAGGCCUGGCUGUUUUGGAGCUAGAGAGCGAGACCACAGAGGCGGAAACCACAGAGGAAGCUGCAAGGAAGCAGACCCCUCCCUCCCAGGGCCGGUCCCCACGUGACCGGCGCCGGGCGUCCCCCAGCCGGCUUCACUUCCACAAGGCCAGGCGCCAUGGCUCUCCCAAGAAGGAGAGCACCGGCCCCCUGCUGCCCUCCCACCUCCUGCUGCAGCCAGGUGAGGAGCUCCGGGACGUCGUCUUCAGCAAGGACCUGGGCCCCGACUCCUACAGCCCCAACACCCACAACCCUUACCAAGAGAAGCUCUGGAAGACCCUGGAGAAGCAGCUGAAGCCCUUGCUGCCCCAAAACUUCCUGCUGUGCUUGGAGGCGCUGAAGCACAUAGUGCGCCUGAGCCGGCUCUUCUGUGGCCCUGACCGGCAUGGGGCCAUUGUCUCCUUUGCCCGCUGCACAGGGCGGAGGACCCUCGUGGCUCUGGCUGCUCGUGCCACCGCCUCGCUGCUCAUGGAGAUACCUGCCAAAGAGGAUGAGGCAGGGGCCCUGGCCUUGCUGCGAUUGGCCAGUUGGCAGGCAGGCAUCAUGGGCAAGCGAGUGCUGCUCCUGGUGCACGCCGGCAUAAGCCUGGCCAACUUGCACCUGCUACUGGCCCUGAUGGCCGAGGGCACGUGCCCUGGCCUCUACAGCCCAGAAGACACCAUGGCUGUCAUCCAGGCCCUGCUGCAGGAGAACCAGAACAUCAAGCGGAACAUGCGAGAGGAGCUCAUUCUGCAAAGAUUCUUCCAGUUUGUGCGUGCCAACCUGCAUGUGGUGCUGCUGCUGGGGGGUGCUGGCUCCUUGGCCCUGCCGCCCAUCACAGCCACAGCCCUGGCCCAAGUGCUCAGCAGCCUGGAGGUCUAUCAGCCAUGGAGCCAUGAGUCCUUGGUGGCAGUGGCCUCCAAGCACCUCAUGUACCACCAGAAGACUUCAGCCAAGCUCACUCGAGAGCUGACGUCGGUACAUGACCUCAAGGACUUGAUGCAUCGCACGGCCGAGGCUGCCUCCCAGAUCCAUUGCUGCACCAUGGCAUACACGACUUCCCUGGCUGCCCACCUCCCCCUCAUCAGCCCCAAGACUUUCCUGGAUUUCCUGGACACCUUCCUACUGCUGUUGAGCAGUCUGCAGGAGAAGAAUGCCAAGCAGCUAGAUCGGAUGAAGAUGGCCCUGCACAAGAUGGGGGAAGUGAGCAAGAAGCAGCAGGAGCACACGCGGGACGUGCGCUUCCUGCAGCAGAAGCUGGUGAAGAUCAAGGAGCAAGUGAUCUGCAGUCAGCGGGAGGUGGAGCGGGAGCAGGAGGUGCUGAAGCAGCAGGAGAAGGAGUGUGAGCUGUAUGAAGCGCGUAUCGAUGCCCUUACCAAGGAGCGGGAUGCUCUGGAGAAGGGGAGGGAGCUGGCCAUGAGGAAGGUGAACAAGGACUACAAGGAGGCCCUGGCCAUGCUGCGGGUGCAGGACGUUGAGGAGCUGCGCAGCUAUCGCCAGCCGCCAGAGGCUGUGGUCAUGGUGACGGACAUCCUCUGCCUGAUGUUUGAGCAGGAGCCGGGCUGGGAGAAUGCAAAGCUGCUCCUCAACAGGGACAACUUCUAUGAGGAUCUUGUCUUCUACCCCAAGGACAGCCUCACCACAGAGCUCUUUGAGGCCCUGGGCCGGGCUGUGACUCACGAGCGCAUCUCUGAGAACAGCAUAUCCAGCGCCAGCCAGGCUGCUGCCGCCCUCUUCCAGUGGAUCUCGGCCACCUACUGGUACCACUGGGCCCUGCUCGACUGGCAGCCGACCAUCGCACGGCUAAAGUACUGCGACGCCCAGAUCAACGCAGAGAAGGUGGAGCUGGGCGACCGGCGCCUGCACUCGGAAUACCUGAGAGAUGCCACCCAGCAGCGCAUCAAGGAGCUGAAGCAGAAGCAGGAGCGCCAGGAGAAGCUGAUGCACCAGCUCACCCAAUCCCUGCAUGCCAAAGAGGAGGCCACCACCGUCGAGAGCUCCGUGGCCGAGCACAUGGCCAGCUGGACAACUGUCACAAGGAACCUGGAAUCCCAGCGCACAACACUCUAUGGCGAUGCCCUCCUCUCCGCAGCCAGCCUCUCCUACCUGGGCCCAUUCCCUCCGCAGCGGCGGGAGGAGCUGCUGGAAAAGUGGCAGGCGGUGUGUGCCGGGGCUUGGGGCCCCCUCGGGCCAGACGACGUGAGGCGGCUCCUGCAGAAGGAGCUGCCCUGUCCUGGCCCAGCCUCCCACAGCGGUCUGCUGCUGGCUGUGCAACAGCCCCUGCACCUGGCCUCCCUGCUCAGCUCUCCUCCAGAGCAGCGUCUCUGGGAUCGAGUCCACAAGCCCAAGGUCCCCAGCAGCCGCCUGGCCGGCAUGAUCCUGCUCUCCAGCAUCCACUCGCAGGCUCACCGCUGGCCUCUGCUGGUGGACCCCGACAAGCAGGCCUAUCUCUGGCUGCUGACAUCCAGAGCUAUGGAAGAGGCGGAUUCUCAGGUCUAUGCCAUCUCUGACCUGGUGCCGGACAUGGUGGAGCAGGGCAGCUCCAUAGAGAUCGCGGAAGACAACCUGGAGGUCCUGUCGCUCACAGACCCAGACCUGGAGCAGAACCUCUGCAAAGCAGCCGGCCUUGGUGAGGAAGCUGGUGCCCCUGCCGCUGGCAGCCCCCGGGGAGGGUGCCGUUCUCUUUCACCGGCACCUCCGGGAGCUCAGGCAAAUGUGCUGCUUGACUCCCACCUCCUCACAGGCACCCCUGUGUUGCUGACGGACUUUGAAAAGAACGUCCCCUGGUGCCCAGCCCUCGAGGAGCUGAUGCAGAAGGAAUCGUUCGGAGGUGCCCUCCACUCAAAGUCAGUGGAGGACCUGGCGCAGGUGCCCCCUUGCUUCCGCCUCUACCUGUACACUGAGCUGCCUCUGGAGGCUUUGGCUGCAGGUAAGGGAGGUGCCCAAGUGCCCUCCUGGCUCUCACCUGUGGAAUCCCUCCCCAGGGAGCGGAGGUGGGUGGAGGCUGCUCGCCCUGAGAGCCAUCUUCCGCUCCCCUCUCAGAGAGGGCGAGAGGCUUUGGAAACUCCCAGUUGCUGCGGGUGGAAGCAAAGCUAGAGUCAGCAGAUCUCUCGCCCAGCAUUGGAAGCUGCGCUGUCAAAGCACGGCAGCGACCUACUUGGGUUCCCCAAAGUGGGGG